AUGUGGAGGUUUUUGUUAAUAUUUGGUAAGUUUUUCUAACAAAUUCUGAAAUUUUUCAUUUUUAUUUCAAUUCCAGGGCUUUCGAUCGGAGUUAGUUUUGCACAAACCAUUGAUGAUGAUAUGUUUUAUUUCACAAAUCCAUCGCACGGAAAUGCCGUGUGGAUUUUGGAUGAGUCGAGUUUACCAUGGACAGGCGCAUAUCAAUUUCUUAGGUUAGUACGUCACAUAAUCGAAAGUGUGAUAAUGGCCUUGAAGCUAGCAAGCAGUACUAAAAAGAGAGAAAAUAGAUUUGAAAGAUUAGCCAAAAUGGAACGCAUAUAGGGGGGCAGGUGUAAAAUUUAGAGGAAAUGAAAAGUAACUCUAGCUUUUGGCAUUUGUGUUGGUCAGUCAGUCAGGAAGAGGCGGCUUGGAUUACUCAAAUGACCUCAAUAAUAAUAUAAACAUAAAAAGUUGCACAUUGGCUUUUGUUUAUAUAGAAAUAUUUUGGGAGAAAAGAGAGGGGUCACUUACUUACCUAAGAAUUUGAAUAAAACAAAAAUAAGGGGCCAUCUCUGUUCAGGGGGCAUCUUUAUAUUUAUCAUAAAAAAAUAUAAAAUUUUCUAGAUCGCUGUCUGGUAUGCCUACUGUAUUACUGUCAGUUGUUGACAGUUCAACUGGUGUUACAUUAGGACAAUGUGUUGCGCCACAUGGUAUGUUUUGAAGUUUUCCAAUCGAGCUAUUAGGAAGUUGAAAAAAAAUUUUCAGACGGAAAUCAGACACAACGAUGGCAAAGAUUCCAAUGGCAAUUAUCAAGCAAUGGACUCGAAUGUCGAUUCGAUCAACCACAACCAAUAAAUGUGCAAUUCCCACCAACCAGUAAUCCACGAACAUUUUCGGUUCGAAUUCAAUCAGGUGAGCAAAUCUCCAACAAAAAAAUCAUGUUAGAUGAAUAGAUCAAAGCCAGAUUUGAUUUCAUAUUAUUUGUAUUCAUAUGUAUUUAUAAAUAAACACUGUGUAAUGCAAAACAAGAAAAACGGCAAAAAAAGUUUUUGGUUUUUUUCUUGUUCUUGCGGCGAGAGCUCGCAAGGAUGAAUGGAUAUUUGAUAGGGCAUUGUCGCUGCUUUUUGUUACAUUGGGGAGGAUUUCUAGAAUGUUUGUUUGGAUGUUCGUUUUUGAAAAAGGGAUUUGAUUUUUUUUUCUCUAAAGCAGGGUUCAGGGGGGCUAACCUGGGAGAGCUCAUCGAUUUUUACAGCAUCGGGACCUGCUUGCCUUCGAGAAAUGACUGUUCAAAAUGAGCAACCAGUUGGAUGUCCGCCACAUUUAUCACGCAAUUCAUUCACUGCUAUUUCACUCAACUGCUCUUGCCCAUACCUCGAAGGUGCCGCGACCAAUGAAGACUCUGAAAAUGGUGAGCACAUUAAACUUGAUUCAAUUGAUCUUGAAAAUAAGUCCAUAGAAAUUUGAAGUGUUGAGUAUAACAAUACAAUCGUUUUUGCAGAGAAUGAGGAUGUUGAUAUGCUUGCCAAUACACCGCAAUUCCCAAUUUUCAAGGGAAUCGAAGAAGCGCCAACCACCCAAUGGACACUUUCACCUUCACCAUGUGCUGGACACGAUUGUCUCAAUAAUGGAACUUGUCUAGUUGCGCAAGACGGUAAACCGACUUGUUUGUGUCGAAACGGUUUCAGUGGUGAUCGUUGUGAAAGCGACGUUUGCUCUUCAGUGCCGUGUCAAAAUGGCGGAGUUUGUCGAUCGAAUGGUGGCAUCGCUUAUUGUGAAUGCCCGCCAAGUUUCAGUGGAUUGUUAUGUGAAUCGGUUCGUGUUUUUUUCUUUCUUUAAACUUCAUAUUUAUUCGUGUUUCAAUUUUUGUGUUUGUGCAUUAUAUGCUAUGCAUAAUUUACACCAAGUUUUUGAAUAGAAAACAACAAACAAACAAGACUUGUUUACAGACUGCCGAAAUCGAAUCGACGGGUCCAAAAUGCACACCAGAAUGUUCGAACGGUCAAUGCUUGAUGAAAAACGGUCAACCGGAAUGCGAAUGUCGACAAGGCUUCACUGGCGCCAAUUGUAAUGUUCUCGACGUAUGCCUUGGGUAGGUUAAGUGUCACAGAAAAUAGAGCUCACGCAUUAGUAUAAUUAUUUGUUUUAAUUUUCUUAUUUGAACUGAACUGUCAAAAAAUUGUGUGUGUGUGCGUGCGCUUGAGCCUUGCCUGGUCACUUUUGUUUGUAUCCAUUGGAGAGGGGGGAGAGGAAGACGCGUCGAGAUUUUGACAAUCCACACACGACUUUUGGAAUUUGUAUUCUUUUUCGAGUGGUCAUAAGAGAUGAUAAUUUUGGAAUUUUUGAGAUUGUAGAUCAAAGAUUUUUUAUUUGGAAUAGGAACUAGAACUUUGAAAUUGAAAGAAGGGAAGAAUUUUUGAGGAAAUGAUUCUUUGAUAUUUUUUAGAACAAUUUUUUCUCAACAUUUUUCAUUCUGCUUGCUCUCAAAGUAUUGUUUUAUUCAAAAAUAUUUUCACAUAAUUUGAGCAAACUCUAGAUUUUUUGAUUUAUUCCACUGAAAUUCAACUCUCCCUUUUCAACAUAAUUCAUCAUGAUCUAAUAUUCAUUUCAUUUCAAACAUUAGGUUUUUGUGCUAAUUCUCCGUUCGGCGCAUAACAAAAAAAGGCGAGCAAGCAAAUGCUCAUUUCUCGCGAGCACCCAGAGAAAAAUAUAUGCAAACAUUUCGUGAAGAAAAAUGAAGAAGACGGUCACUUUUCUGUUUGUUUUCUCAUUUCGACACCACACCAGAAAGAAGAAAAAAAAGUUUUUGUUGUGUGUGUGUAUGUGUUUCGAAAUGCUGCUGCUUCUAAGAAUAGGGCGCGGCCGACGGUCUGUUUUUUUCUUCUUUCUGGAGAGAUGAUCGGAUUAAUUAGACUGAUUAUCGGUUAAAAAGACGAUGGAAAAUAGGUGAAAAUCGAGAAGGAAUCGUGACAUUAAAGAGGAACAACAAAACAAAAUAGAUAAUUUUCAGGGAUGCUGCUUGUUCAAUGUUUGGACCAAAUGCAAAAUGUGUUUUGGAUGAGAAUAUGGAUAAAUUGGAGAGUUCGACAUUAGUCAAUGGAACUUAUGAUUGUUUAUGCCCACAUCCAGUUAACGGACGUUAGUAAAACCCGAUUAAUUAACUGCUCAAUUAAUCAAUAAGAAAUAUUUUCAGAAUUUGUUGAUUGUAUGCAACUUCACGCUCCAACUGCGGCUGUUACUCCAUCAUUCCCAGUUUUGGAAAUCUCCAAACUUCCAAUCGGUUUGAUUUUGAUUUGAUAAGAAAAUUAUUGUAUCUUUUGAUCAUUUUUUUGUAGGACAAACAACUUUGACCACACCCAAUGUUGAAACUACACAACAACAACAACAAAAUGUGCAAACUGAGGGUGGACAAACUGGUAAGAUACAUUUUAAGCUGUCAAAAAUGAAUAUAUAACAAAUUUCAGUUGGAUUUACUGUCACUCGCGAGCCAAUGAGACCGGUAGAAAUUACAAUGAGCACAACACUUCCACCACCAUUCCAACAACAUAUUAUUACCGCUGGAGAACGUGGAUGGACUUCCCAACAACCAACUGUUGAGAAUAAGGUUAGAUUUUUUCAUUUUUGAGAUUUUGAAAAUUGAAAAUAUCUGAAAUUUUGAGAGAAAUCAUCUAAAAAAAAAUCCAAAACAAAAUACAAUAUUACAAAAUUUCCAGAUCCCAACCCAAACCACAUUUGUCUUCCCACAAACCCCUGAAACCACAACAACAAUCGAAUUUGAAACAACAUCUGAAGAAGCAACCGAAGAAACUCCAAAAGUCAAAUUUGUCUCGCCAGUUGUACCAGAUGCGGCUGAAGAAGAAGAGGAGGAGGAAGAAGUUGGAGAUGAAGAAACAUCAGAAACAUUCCCAACACCAAGCACAAUGACAACUGAUGAAGAAGUCUCGACAUCUCAAGAACUUGCCUCAACAACAAUUGUUACCACAACAGAAGAGGAAGAAGUUGAAGAAUCUGAAGAAACAGUUCCAUCGACAAUUCCAACAACACCAUCCACAACAGUUAGCACAACUACAACAACAACAACACAAGCUCCAACUACAACAACUGAAAGAGAAAUCGAAACAACUCAACAAGAAGUGACCGAUGAAGAAGAGGAAGAAGAAAUGGAAGUUGAGACAACUAAAACAAGUUUGCCAUUCUGGAUGACAUCGAGCACAACACAACCAACACCAAUGCCAGAAGAAGAACAGGAAGAGGAACAUGAAGAAAUUGAAACUAGCACUGAAAAUGUUAUCAAUCCAGUUGAAGAAAGCGACGAGUUGACUACAGGUGACCUUUUUUUGAAAUCUUUAAAAUCAAAAAAAUAUAUUUCAGCAUCAAAUGAAGUUGUACCAAACAAAAACAAUGUUGAAUUAUCAACACCUUCGGAUGUUAUUCAUCAUACUCAUAAUGGAAAACAAUCCAGUGCCGCUGCAAGUUGGAUUAUUGCCAUUAUUGCAUUGAUUGGUGAGUUUUGAUUAUGAAGUUCCCAGAAACCUAGAGAAUUUCAAGAAAAACGGUUUCUCAAAAACUCUAAACUUGCGGAAUUCUUUUGAAGAAAAAUAAUCUUUUGAAAUUAUUGGUUUUAAUUUUUCUGAACACAAUCAAGAUCCCGUUUCAAGUUUUCAGAAAAAUUUUUUCAUCUUCAAAUUCAUUUCUAAUUGUUUUUUGCAGUGCUUGGAUUACUAUUGUUGGCGACAAGUCUAUUCAUCCUCCGAUACAUUCGUCAAUCACGAAAACUGCACGGAAAAUACAAUCCAGCUCGAGAAGAGCACAAUCUAUCGGCUGCCUACGCGAUGCCAAUGUCACAUAUUGCAAAAGAAGAGAGACUCAUCUAG
Caenorhabditis angaria is the source of this 4850-nucleotide messenger RNA. NCBI's taxonomy places the organism in Eukaryota, Metazoa, Nematoda, Chromadorea, Rhabditida, Rhabditidae. The record is from the annotation of a GenBank genome assembly.